AUGCCUCUUCUCCAUAUAUCUCAAUGUGUACUUGGCCUGCGACCGAAGUUCUAUGGGUUGGAGAACUGUUAUAUGCACCGUCAAUGUAUUUAUGUUAUUAAUCACCAGAGCUUCAUUGACGCCAUAGCCAUUUCUCGUCUAUGGCGUGAGCCUUCAUCGUCUAUUGUAAAAGAUUCUCUUCGUUUCUAUGGACUGGGAUGGCCAAUGAUUUACUUUAUGAAGAUCCUUCCAAUCGUUAGAAAUGAUCAUACUAAAGCAAUGGAAACUAUGCGGCAAGCAGCCGAAAUGAUCAAAAAGGAACAUGCAAAUAUGUUCAUUUUUCCAGAAGGGACUCGAAAUCGCACUAGUCGGUUAUUGCCUUUCAAGAAAGGUGCCUUUCAUCUUGCGAUCCAAACACAAAUCCCAAUUGUACCUGUGAUCAUAUCCUGUUACAACUCCUUUCUUGAUCACAAGAAUAAGAUUUUUGACGAUGGUGAGUAA
Messenger RNA from Hydatigera taeniaeformis, 480 nucleotides. Lineage: Eukaryota; Metazoa; Platyhelminthes; Cestoda; Cyclophyllidea; Taeniidae. The record is from the annotation of a GenBank genome assembly.